AGAACAUUUCCGCUUCAUCCAUCUCCAUCUCGAACUGUACUCCUUCUCUCAUUCUCCUGUUUCUGAAGCACCCUCAUAAUCACCUUACAGUACCUCUACUCCCCCACCAUGGCGAUUCAAACAACAACUGGGUUGGCAGCCCGCCUGGUCGCCAGGCGCGCCGCAUUCCCCGCAUCUCGACGAAACUUCUGUGCCUCUCGUUCAGCUUUGAAAGAGAUUCAGGAGGCUUACAUUCUCAGUGGUGCUCGAACACCUACUGCUAAGUUCAACGGAUCCUUUGUCUCUGUAUCCGCUCCCGAAUUGGGUGCAGUUGCCAUCAAGUCUGCCGUGAGCAAAUCUGGCGUUCCUGUUGAGAAGAUUACCGAUGUCUACAUGGGCAAUGUUCUUCAGGGUGCAGUUGGUCAAGCGCCCGCUCGCCAGGCCUCCAUGUUCGCCGGACUCUCUCCUACAGUGGAAUCCAUGACGGUAAACAAAGUGUGCGCAUCUGGCCUCAAAGCCGUGGCCCUGGCCGCUCAAAACAUUCAACUCGGUCUCGCCGAGGCCCAGGUUGCAGGUGGUAUGGAGAACAUGUCACGCGUUCCUUACUAUUUGCCUCGAUCCACCCAGUUGCCACCCUUCGGAGAAAUCAAGUUACAGGAUGGUCUGAUCCAGGAUGGCCUGUGGGAUGUCUACAACCAGUUCCACAUGGGCAUCUGCGCUGAACAAACGGCUAAGAAGUAUGAGAUUACGCGUGAGGAACAAGAUCAGUACGCCAUUCAGUCGUAUCAGCGAGCGCAAGCAGCUUGGAAGGAGAAUAAAUUCGCGGAGGAGAUCGCCCCUGUUACCGUCAAAGGCAAGAAGGGAGAGACAGUCAUUGAACGUGAUGAGGGCUACGAGAACCUUCGAAUUGAUAAGAUGACCACACUGAAGCCGGCAUUCUUGAGGGAUGGCACCGGCACAGUGACCGCUGGCAACGCUUCCACCAUGAAUGAUGGUGCCUCGGCGCUCGUCCUGGGCAGCAAAGCUAUUGCACGUGAGUUCGCUCAGGGUAACCGGGCUCUUGCACGCAUCGUCUCUACCGCAGAUGCCGCCAUCGACCCAGUGGAUUUCCCCGUUGCCCCAGCCAAGGCCGUCCCCAUCGCCCUCGAGCGGGCAGGUAUCACUAAGGAUCAAGUCGCGGUUUGGGAGUUCAAUGAGGCCUUUGCUGCCGUCAUCAAGGCUAACGAGAAGAUUCUCGGUCUGCAGAAUGCUAGGGUCAACCCUCUUGGAGGAGCCAUUUCCCUGGGACACGCCCUGGGAAGCUCUGGCUCUCGUAUUUUGGUCACUCUUCUCCAUCAAUUGCAGCCUGGGGAGUACGGUGUGGCUGCCAUCUGUAACGGUGGUGGUGCUGCAACUGCAAUGGUUGUUCAGAAGCUGGAUCGGGUCGACUGAGCCAGAAGCCCGUUGAUUAACGUUCCUAUUGGUCCUCCUGUUCACAAAGUUCUUGGUCACCUCAAAAGCGACACGCCAUGAUUAUACCCACGCUCUGACCAGUAUUUCUUAGCAUGCU
Aspergillus novofumigatus IBT 16806 is the source of this 1528-nucleotide messenger RNA. Its product is annotated as thiolase family protein. Gene Ontology annotation, molecular function: acetyl-CoA C-acetyltransferase activity. Bases 109 to 1410 code for a protein of 433 amino acids. The record is from RefSeq and is a predicted model, not a curated record. Gene Ontology annotation, biological process: fatty acid beta-oxidation. The transcript has 3 exons. NCBI's taxonomy places the organism in Eukaryota, Fungi, Ascomycota, Eurotiomycetes, Eurotiales, Aspergillaceae.